Messenger RNA from Dioscorea cayenensis subsp. rotundata (Guinea yam), 417 nucleotides. RefSeq lists its product as uncharacterized. The record is from RefSeq and is a predicted model, not a curated record. Bases 1 to 417 code for a protein of 138 amino acids. NCBI's taxonomy places the organism in Eukaryota, Viridiplantae, Streptophyta, Magnoliopsida, Dioscoreales, Dioscoreaceae. Gene Ontology annotation, biological process: carbohydrate derivative metabolic process. The transcript has a single exon. Gene Ontology annotation, molecular function: carbohydrate derivative binding; isomerase activity.
AUGUGCCUCUACCAUCUCCGCCUCUCCGCUCAAUCCAUCAACGACAUCACAACCACUCCCGCCUCCCCCGACAGCCUCCUCAUCGCCUUCGCCGGCCCUAGUGGCUUCUCCCUUGUCGACGCCAUUUGCCACGUGGCCAGAUCCGUUAGAGCCCGAGUUGUUCUCAUCACAGCCAGACCGGAAUCUGAGAGCGAGGCUUGCUGGUACACCGACGCCAUCGCGUAUCUCCCGGUGAGGAUGAUGGAUGAUGAUGAAGAGGAGGGUGAAUCGGGUGCUCCGACUGCGGUGAGGUUACUAAUGGGGAGUUUAUAUGAAGUGGCUUUGUUUGUGUUGUUUGAGAUGCUUGUGUUGAGGCUUGGUGAGCUUUUGGACCAAAGCCUGGCCCAACUUCGUGCUCUCCACACCAAUCUUGAUUAG